Molecule: messenger RNA, 2316 nt
Organism: Schistocerca americana (American grasshopper)
Lineage: Eukaryota; Metazoa; Arthropoda; Insecta; Orthoptera; Acrididae
Exons: 8
Coding region: 1-2316 (771 amino acids)
Source: RefSeq, a predicted model, not a curated record
AUGAGCGCUUUCUGGCUUGCCGCCAGUCAGUCAGGCCGUGUCCACUGCCGUGCGGCUCCUCUCAACUCGCACGAUGACGGUAUAUUGGGCGUGAAUGGUGGGGAGUGGCUACAGGGCAAUAUUCAUCAUUACUAUGUUAUAAAUAGCAUAUCCAUAAACCCAGGAAUGACUGUAGUUGCUUUGUUGUUUGCAGCACUGUGGAGUUCUGGAUUGCCACUGUUAGAUGAGGAUUGGUUUGAACAAUUUACUGUUACCUGGAGUUCUGCCUUGACUAAAUCUUUUGAGCAGUUGUUCUUCAUGAACGAAAAGAUUCACUCCAAGAAGGCGUUGGAGCCAAGGAUACUGCACCCAAGUCCUACCACUUUGGAAAUAUUUGGUACACCUUGCUCAGACAAAUAUACCACAAUUGGUAAGUUCAAGACGACAACCUGCAAAGCAGCAAAAGGAAGUCCAAUAGUAGGAGUUAAACAAGUAAUACUUGGUUUAAUAAACAUUUCUAUUAGGCACGAAAUACAGCAGCAUAAGAUGGAGUCGAAUAGUAACAAGCAAGACGAAAACAUUACAAGGUCAGACCCAGAAUUAGGGACCAUAGAUACUGUUGUAGGGUUGGAAAAUCCUAUAGAUGAAUCCACAAAACAGGAGGAACGGGAAGUGAAACCAAAGGUAGUGAAAAGUGAACCCAAUGUAUCUGUGGAUGCAGGUCACAAGGGAGAGGAUAUGGAAUUAACAAGUUUGUUAAAUAGUAUGAUGGCGCAAAUUCGAGAAGGGAAUGCUAGUUUGAAAGCAGAAAUGGCUAGUCAUAUAUCCCAAUUGGAUGAAAACCUAUCUGGUAAAAUAAAAGCCAAUUUAGAUAUUUUGAAUACGCAAAGCCAACGUAUCACAGAGGUAAACAAAUCAGUAAAUAGCAUUAGGGCUGAAAUAACAAAUGUUCAGAGAAAAGUCACAGAAAUAGAGAAAAGAUUUGAUACCGAAAUUCAGAGAAUAGAGAAAUCAGUGGAACCUUUGGUUAGUGAAAAAUUAGAACCGAUAAUUGAAAGUAAAUUACAGGUGAUAGUACCAUUUGUAAAGAAAGAGAUUGUUAAAGAAACGGCAGCUGAUAUUGAAACACUGCGCAAUACCAUGUUGAGUUUUGAUGCAUGUGUGCAGGAGCAGGAAAAUACACUGCGUAAUGAGAUAAAAUUGUUAAGUCAGCAAGUUCAGAAUCAGACGUUUCUUAACUGUAGUGGUAUCCCAUUGGUCAAGGGCCUAACGCGCGCGGAAAGAAAGAAAUGGCCCACAUAUAGGGAAGAUCGGAGUAUUCAGUACUAUAGUAGGAUAGUGCGUCGUUCGCCUGAAGAGCAGUUACAUAAACGAAACUUUGCGAAGUAUAAUGCAGGGAUACAAACAGAGGAGAGAGAGCAGGGAGGAAUUAUUAAGGGAAAUGAAGUAGGAAAAGAAUAUCGGUCGGAUGUGAAGGCUCACGUGAAUGAAAUAAGUACAAUGCGAGGUCAGAGUGACGAAUUGAUGAAGGAAGAGUCAGAGAAGGCGUUGUUUGUCGGUAGGGAUGGCAACUGUGCAGAGAGGCAGGGGCAAGGUAGGAGUGAUGUGAUUUAUGGUAAAAGGUUCGUACGAAUAGUCGACGAAUCGCAUCGAGAAGUAAUUAAAGAGGAAAGGGUGGAUAAGAAAAAGGGGCAUAGUGCAGAGACGCAUGCCGAUUCAGAAAUUACCUCGUAUGCAGAAUAUGUACAUCAGCUCAAAAGCCAGCCAGCACAAUUAGAAAGAUCUUCCACUCAAGUGAUUAAUUUGGACCCGAAUAUGACAGUGUUAGAGAGCCAUACCGAUUAUGAUGUAGAAAUUAGAGAAAGUGUAUCUAACCAAGAGAAAGAGUGUUGUGAUCCCUGUAGUACUGAAGCAAAUGAGUUGAGUGAGACUGGAAUUCCAUUAGUAGGGGAAAAUUAUGAAAGUAAGAGUGGCGAAUGCACUAUCCAACAAAGGGAAAGUAGAGAAAGGGAUUAUAAUUUGCGAGAAUUAUUUGAAUCCGAAGAAGGUCAUAUUUCUAUGGAGGAGGAAUUAUCGUCAGAAUCAUCAGAAAGCAUCCAGGGAGAAAAAGAAGUAGAGGAAGUUUCCGAUUCUGCAACCGAGAGUUCAGGCAUGACAGAUUCGAAUGAGAACGAGAUGGCAUUAAAGAGCCUAGACGAAGGACUAUUGGAAAAAGUGGUGAAAGAAUUUAGGAUGAAAAGGAGAAAGAAACCUCCAGAUGGAAUGGGUCGAAGUACUGGACGCAAACUGGAAACGUUUUUAGAUCGCUUUUGUUGGAUGCAUUGGUUGCCAACCUAA